Molecule: messenger RNA, 458 nt
Organism: Cokeromyces recurvatus
Lineage: Eukaryota; Fungi; Mucoromycota; Mucoromycetes; Mucorales; Mucoraceae
Exons: 1
Coding region: 66-362 (98 amino acids)
Source: RefSeq, a predicted model, not a curated record
CGGGCCUAUCAGGAUUAAUUUCGCGUGUUCAGAAAUGGAACUCGUAUUUUUUUUUUUUAGAAAUCAUGUCGCAAGGGGUUUUCUUGGCACUUGAAAAAAAUACAAAUCGCGCAGGCUACUGCUUUUAUUCAGGUGUUUUCUUUUCGUUUCCCCCUUUUUUUUUCUUUCAAUAUUUACAAAUUAACAUGAGCACACUAUUUUUAUAUGAAGAUGGGUAUGGAAAUGGUGUUGAUGAGAAUGGUGGUCCUGAACUCAUGGACUACAUCGUUGAUCAGAAUGAAUUUAUAGUUGAGACGAUGACCGCCCAUUCUGAAUACUUGAAAUAUGCGGCUUGUUAUGAUUGUAGUCGUCUUUACAACUAAGUGAAUAGAAAUAAACCACCCUUUAAUUAAUAAUAAAGAGGCUAUUCAAAUAAAACUAGUUUAUUGUGUCUUAUAGCAUAAUAUAUUCAUUCUACA